Drosophila erecta is the source of this 2351-nucleotide messenger RNA. RefSeq names its product venom acid phosphatase Acph-1. Gene Ontology annotation, molecular function: phosphatase activity. Gene Ontology annotation, biological process: dephosphorylation. The transcript has 5 exons. The coding region runs from base 991 to 2205 and encodes 404 amino acids. The record is from RefSeq and is a predicted model, not a curated record. NCBI's taxonomy places the organism in Eukaryota, Metazoa, Arthropoda, Insecta, Diptera, Drosophilidae.
CGUUCGAGGCUCCACUCACUUUAAUCGGAAGUAACUCACAAAAAAGCAAAAAAACUCACACAAAAGGGCAGUAUGUAAUCAUACCAGAUGGACAUUGUUUUUCCCAAACAUCCAGACUUUCAAGCCGUAAUUCAGAUUCAGCCAAGCCCCAAAACCAAUAAACAAUUCCGGCAAUUAAGCAACGAGAAUGGUUAAUGUUAAAUUAACAUAUUGCCGGAUCCAGAAGCUCACCGAUUUAUAUCCACACGCAGUUUCGAUGACAAAUUCGUUGGUUUUUCGAGUUGGCGGCGGCGCUAAACAGCAAAAAAUAAGCAAGCGGAAAGUUCAUAUAAAUUAAAAGUCGCGACCGCGUUUUAAAACGCCUCAAUCGCUGCGGCACUGCGUCGGUGUCCGGGCUCCCAGCGCGGUCAAACACACGUAUAUUCGGACAAAAGACCGCCCGCCACAUACAAUAGCAAACAAAUGGAAUAAUAGAAGUGACAAGAGCGACGGUGACGAAAGCAUUUGGCGAUAAUGGAACGAUAAAAGCGCCAAACUCAUGCCUUUUCCACUGCUGCAAUGAUAUUUCCCCUCAGUCUGGCCAAAGUCAGUAGUACACAAAGACAGUCGCGUGCGCCCUCGGAAAAGUCUAGUGCCAGAGCCCCAAUAUCGUCAGCAUAGUAUCCCUGUCCCUACACUCGGAGAAACCAGCGCCAUUGGUGAGUGGGGCAGAAACCCGUUCACCACACGUUCACCACCCGCUCUGCAGACCAGCCAGUUUCGCGGCCCACUCGAAAGCCCCAAAAGCAACAAAGUCAAAGCCAAGCGCGACCUCCACGAGUUAGUCUUCGAUCUGCCUCGAGACCAACGCGACUGCCAGAAACCCAAUCCGAAGCCGGAGCUAGCCCAAAGUGGAGAUUCGUAGACUCGGAGAACCGGAGACCGGAGAAUCGGAGAAUCGGAGAUCCGAUCCCCUGAGAAGCUCUACGCCUAUAAAGCCCGGCCACCAAAAUGCCGCACUCGCAUUUCACCAGAAGGCAUUGUCUCGCGAUGACGGGCGGACUAAUUGCAUCGGCGGUCAUUAUCUGGUGCGUCGCUCACUCGGCGGUCGAGUCGACGGCCAAGCUCUACGAUCCCGCCGCAGAUAAGUCCACGCUCGAGCUGCUGCACGUGGUAUUCCGACAUGGACCACGAACGCCGGCGGAUACGUAUCCCAGGGAUCCCUAUGUAAAUGAGACCUACUAUCCCUUUGGCUGGGGACAAAUAACAAAUAAUGGCAAACGCGAGCUGUUCAACAUUGGUACUUGGCUGCGUAAGCGUUAUGGCAAAUUUCUGGCGCCCAACUACAGUCCCGAUUCGGUCUACGCCCAGGCGACGGGGGUUCCGCGGACCCACAUGACCAUGCAGACCGUUCUGGCCGCCUUCUUCCCGCCGAAGGGCACCGACAUGGAGUGGAAUAGCCGCUUUAAUUGGCAGCCCAUACCUGUCUUCUCCCAGGAACUCAAUGAGGACACGCUUCUACUGGUGCGGAAGCCUUGCCCGCGAUACUUCGAGGCCCUUAACGAGGUCCACGAGUUGCCCGAGGUGAAAGCGGAAAUCGAACCCUACCUGGAGAUGUUCAAGGAGCUGGAAGAGCACACGGGUCUGAGCUUUAAGGAACCCGAGGACGUGCAGUCCCUGUACUUGACGCUGCUCGCAGAACAGGAGUGGGGUCUGGAGUUGCCGGAGUGGACGCACUCCUACUUCCCGGAGAAGCUGCAGUUCCUCGCCGAACAGAGCUACAUUUACAACGUGUACACGCCCGAGAUGCAGAAGAUCAAGGGCGGACCCUUCCUCAAGAAAAUGCUGGAUGAGAUGCAGCAGAAGAAGAACGGCACCCUGAAGCCCAGUGGCAGGAAGCUCUUCAUGUACGCCGGUCACGACUCGACGGUGGUGAACAUUCUGUCCGCCCUGAAAAUCUGGGAACGCCAGUUGCCUCGCUACUCCUCGAUGAUCAUGUUUGAGCUGCACAAGAACAAGGAGAGCGGCGACUACUGGGUGGAGAUCUACUUCCGCAACGAUCCCAAGGGCCAGGCUCAGAAGCUCACCCUGCCAGGAUGCGAGUUCCAGUGCCCCCUGGACAAGCUGCUCGACUUCGCCAAGGACGUUGUUCCCACGGAGGCGGAUGACAAGCGCUGCGAGUCUCGAAAUGAAGCCUUCACAGAACCACCUCUCCGAGGGCCAUAAGCGCCGGAAAACAGUGGAUAGAAAUCGUUAUGGUGCUACACAUCUCAGGGAACGGACUGUCCAAAGGCCUAGAACAAGCCGUAAUACUUUAGUUAGGUCAGUAGUUUAGCAUAGGCCGAAUAAAAGUGCUCUUAACUUUUGUGUCA